AUGUCAUCAUCGUGUGUUGAAGGAAUUGAAUUGAAAUGUGGUCUUAAGUUAAAGAAUAGGUUUGUUAAGUCUGCUCUCGAAGAAUCACUCUGUCGAUUGGGAGGAAGUGCACCAACAGCUGGUCUGAUCGAGCUCUACAGAAAAUGGGACAAAGGGGGUUAUGGUAUGAUUAUAACUGGAAAUAUACAAGUGGAUGCACAAUAUAUUGGAUUACCAUUUGACGCCUGUAUGAGUUAUGACGAUAACGACGUAAACCAAUGGAAAUCACUGAUUGAGGGUGUCAGGGACACGCCUCUAAUCGUACAAUUGAAUCAUCCUGGUGCACAAUCACCCCGUUGGACACUCUCAAAGUCACCAUUACAGCGUAAUCUCGCACCUAGCAAUGUAAACCAUGUAUUCCCAUCGAAUAUGAUGUUCCCAGAUUCAGAAGAAAUGUCAGAGGACGAUAUACAAACAGUCAUUAAGCAGUUUGUCAUAGCUGCAAAAUAUUUACAUGAAAUGGGUAUCAAUGGCGUACAAAUACAUGGUUCACAUGGAUAUAUGAUAUCUCAAUUCUUGUCUCCGAAGACAAAUAGUCGUAAAGAUGUUUAUGGCAACGAUCGUACGAAGAUAGUAGUCGAAAUUAUCAACCAGAUUCGUCAUAUGUGUGGAAAAGACUUCUGUAUUGGUGUUAAACUCAAUUCAUCAGAUUAUCUAAAAGGCGGUAUGACUAUGGAUGAUGCACUGCAAAAUUAUAAGGAUAUAGUUACCAAAACUACGGUAGAUUUCGUUGAAAUUAGUGGAGGCAAUUAUGAUUCUUUGGUUUUCCUCGCAAGGUCUUCAGAAGUAUUUUUUGAGGAAUUUGCUAAGAGGAUACGAGAUGAAAUUGAAAUCGACGAGGAUCAUAAACCUGCUUUGAUGUUGACUGGUGGUAUACGCAAGAGGGAUACAGUUGACGGACUGAUCAAACAAAAUGUAUGCAAUUUAGUAGGAUUAGGUAGACCUGCUUGCUUAGACGUGAAAAUACCCCAGAAAAUGCUUUCUGAUGAGGAGUUUGAGUUGGAUCUUUCAUCUUAUGAAGUAGAUAAUGUACUUGGAUUCAAAACACUUGGUUUUGUCGGCGCGAGCGCUUGCUAGAGGAGAUACUAGUAAAUUUAGAGGAUUCUUAACAGAGUUGCUAUUAGAAAUCUAUAGAGUAAUACCUAAAUUUUACAUGCUAGUCAUUG
Messenger RNA from Wallemia mellicola CBS 633.66, 1205 nucleotides. Its product is annotated as FMN-linked oxidoreductase. Bases 1 to 1116 code for a protein of 371 amino acids. NCBI's taxonomy places the organism in Eukaryota, Fungi, Basidiomycota, Wallemiomycetes, Wallemiales, Wallemiaceae. The record is from RefSeq and is a predicted model, not a curated record. Gene Ontology annotation, molecular function: FMN binding; oxidoreductase activity. The transcript is spliced from 4 exons.